AUGGAGGGCGAAGACAGGCUAGUCAGUGUCAUCCCCGUCCACUUCACCAACGCCCUCCUGCCCAAUGUUCAUUUGCACCAAUAUCCUCUCCUUACUCGCCCCCUCGAGGUCCCGCCAUCAGCCGCAGCGAGCGGGAAGCGCAUCUCCGCGCGCGUGAAGUCGAAGGUCAAGCGUCUCGAAAUCCACGUCCCCGUCGACACGCGCGGUGAAGUCUGGAAUCCGGAGCGGUCGAAGGACCUCGGCUCUGCGCGAGUAGAGGAUGACAAGGAGAAGAACCAGGAGCUUCCUAAGGUGAAACAGAGGGAGGGCGAGGACGCAAGAUUAUCGGAAGUGCGCAUGCGCAGUGAACAGGUCCCUCACUCGGGGACUUAUGUUCUGGGUGUACUGAGAGAAGGUCGUCUACACCUACAUCCAAUCAGCGAGACCCAUCAGUUCCGACCUACCAUGACCUACAUGGACAUGCACACGCGCAAAACGAGACGAGGUCGUGGCGGGGAUGAUUCCGAUGAGGACGAUGGCCCACCGCCAGAUCCGGAUGAGCCUGCGCCCGCACCUGCACCGAAGAAAGAGAAGAAGCCAACAGGCGAGGCCAGGGAAGUUCAGGUAGCGGUACGGAAAACUGGGGAGAGCUCGGGACCACAGUUCCAGGGUGGCAUGACCCAGGUCCGGAGGGAAAUGCUGACCUUGAUCCAUGCGGAGGAGGACGAACGUUGGGAGGACUUCGACUACUGUGGCGGAGAGACCGCAGAGGCGAACGAAGCGUUCGAGUCGGUGUUUUCGACCUCGUUCCAAGAGCUAGAGUGUAAAACCGAUAUCACAACUCUGCUGAAAGACGUCCCUGGUUUGUAGCCGUUCUUCUCUCAGAUCUCAAUGUUGUAUCAUAUCCUCGCUGCUGCUGUCCGGAACGUAUCCGGGC
This is a messenger RNA of Trametes versicolor FP-101664 SS1, 916 nucleotides long. RefSeq lists its product as uncharacterized. Lineage: Eukaryota; Fungi; Basidiomycota; Agaricomycetes; Polyporales; Polyporaceae. Bases 1 to 849 code for a protein of 282 amino acids. The record is from RefSeq and is a predicted model, not a curated record. Gene Ontology annotation, cellular component: RNA polymerase III complex; nucleus. Gene Ontology annotation, biological process: DNA-templated transcription. The transcript has 3 exons.